AAAACUGUGGUGUAUUACAUGUGUGCGUGCACACGCACACAGACGCGACUACCUGCACUUACCAUUAUUAGUAAUAAACGAGCAUCUCUCAGAGCCGGUUGUUUCACUUAAAUACUUGCAAAUACCUCACUGGCGACGAUCCGUGCUAUACCCGCGUGUGUAUUUAAAAUGACUACCACUACCUUUAUCGGAAAUUUGAGCCAUUUCGAUCAUAAUACCCAAGAAUGGGAAAUUUUCAGUAGUCGUUUGAAGCAGUUCAUCGUUUUAAAUAGUAUUAAAGAUGAUAUGAAACAGGCAGUGCUACUGACACAUCUGCAUGACGAUACAUACCGGCUAUUGAAGAACCUGGUGUACCCAACCAAGGUGGAGGAUGCCGGGUACGACAAGUUGCUGAAGGUGCUCGACGGUCAUUUUACUCCGAGGAGGUGUACCUUCGCCGACAAAGCCAAAUUUUACGAGGCAACACGUGACGUAGGGGAGAGUGUCGAGAAGUGGGCGGCCAGGAUCAGAGGACUCGCCGUACACUGCGAGUUUGGAAACUCGCUGGACAUGCUGUUACUGGACAAGUUCGUGCUGGGGCUACGAGCCGGCAAGGAGCGCGAGCGACUCUUCGAACAGGACGUCUCCACGCUCACGCUGGCGAAGGCGAUGGAGCUGGCGCAGCAGACGGAGUGUGCGCAGAAGGCGCGCGCUGACGCGGUGGCCGUGGCCGUGAAGCAGGAGCCGGUGUACCGGGCGGGCGCGCAGCCGUCCGCCGGCCGCCGGGAUCCCGUCGCGAGGACCUGCUCGGUGUGCGGUAUGAGGAGCCACGACGAGAGUAGGUGCCGAUACAAAUCCUACCGGUGUCAGCUGUGUGGUGAAAAGGGACACCUCAAGAAAGUGUGUACUUCAAAGAAACAGUCUAAGUGCCGUGUAAAUAACGUGGAAGUGGCAGAAUUUUCGACGUCGGAAGGUGGAGACUGUGACAAUUGCAAGGAAUGUCAACUUUUUAGCUUAAGGUCUUACAAUUAGUGGUGGAGAAAUGUGGUGUAUUACAUGUGUGCGUGCACACGCACACAGACGCGACUACCUGUACUUACCAUUAUUAGUAAUAAACGAGCAUCUCUCAGAGCCGGUUGUUUCACUUAAAUACUUGCAAAU
Molecule: messenger RNA, 1140 nt
Organism: Leguminivora glycinivorella
Lineage: Eukaryota; Metazoa; Arthropoda; Insecta; Lepidoptera; Tortricidae
Exons: 2
Coding region: 169-1011 (280 amino acids)
Source: RefSeq, a predicted model, not a curated record